Molecule: messenger RNA, 3078 nt
Organism: Paralichthys olivaceus (Japanese flounder)
Lineage: Eukaryota; Metazoa; Chordata; Actinopteri; Pleuronectiformes; Paralichthyidae
Source: RefSeq, a predicted model, not a curated record
UCCGUUUGCUGCAGUGGCAGACUACUCAGUAACCAGAAAUAAUGUCAUCCAGCUCUGCCUGGAGCUCACCACCAUUGUACAGCAGGACUGUACCGUGUUUGAGACGGAGAACAAAAUCCUUCAUGUGUGUAAGACUCUGUCCGAGGUGUGUGAGCACAUCGUGUGUGUGUCGUCCGACCCUCUGGUUUCUCAGUCGGCUCAUCUCGAGCUGGUUCACCUCACCAACAUCAAACCCUCUGAAGGCCUGGGGAUGUACAUCAAGUCGACCUACGACGGCCUCCACGUGAUCACGGGAACCACUGAAGGGUCUCCAGCUGACCGCUGUAAGAAGAUCCAUGCAGGAGAUGAAGUCAUUCAAGUCAAUCACCAGACUGUGAUCAAGAUAUUUCCCACUGUCCCCUCCCAUCCACAGGUGGGCUGGCAGUUGCGCAACCUGGUCGGCUCGCUGAGGGCCGACAAAGGCGUCGUGUCCCUGACCCUGAAGAAGCGUCCGCAGAGCACGCUCAGCUCCGCCCCCGCGCUGCUGAAGAACAUGCGCUGGAAACCCCUGGCUCUUCAGCCAACCAGAAGUCCAGGCAGUGGUUCCGGCACCCCCUCAGGCACACCCACCAAGACCUCGGCCCUCCAUGACCUCUACAUCCCUCCUCCGCCGGCUGAGCCGUACACACCCAGAGAUGAGACGGGAGCCUUGUCUGGAGAUGAGGCCUCUCGUAACCAUGGCGGAGUCAGCCUCGCUAAACGCUCCGAGUCUCCGAACUCCUUCCUGGACCAAGAGUCUCGCCGGCAAGAAGAGGAGGAGCCUGUGUACUGCACCACGCCCACAUAUGGCAGGCUGAGGCCCAUCUCCAUGCCUGUGGAGUGUAACUGGGUGGGCGACUAUGAAGACCCAGCCAAGCUCAACAGAGAAAGUCGCAGAGAGGCGUCGCUCAUGCGCUACGUGGGGCUGCCCGGAGCUGACGAGAGGACCGGCUGUGACGACUACUCCUCCCACACGGCUCGUCCGGGUAAACGGACCAAUGACACGACCAAACGUGCCAAGAGGCGAAGCCACCACAGCCAAAGCCCCUCCCACUAUGUCCUGCAGACAAAUCAGAGGGAUUCUCCGCCCAGAGACCCCGCCUCCAUUUAUCACACAUACCAGCAGUCGUCCUCUCUGCAGUCAAAGACCAGGAAGAAGAAUAAAGGACGAGGUCUGGCCUCCCUGAGUCGGAGGCGUGUUUCCUGCAAGGCGCUGGGCAGAGGAGACUGCGAGGGCUGGCUGUGGAGAAAGAGAGACGCCAAGGGUUAUUUUUCCCAGAAGUGGAAGAAGUACUGGUUUGUUCUGAAGGACAACUGCCUGUACUGGUACAUCAACGAGGAGGAUGAGAAGGCUGAGGGUUUUGUGAGUCUUCCAGAAUUCAAGAUCGACAGGGCCAGUGAAUGUCGCAAGAAGUAUGCUUUCAAAGCUUGUCACCCCAAGGUCAAGAGUUUCUACUUUGCAGCAGAUGGAGUGGAUGACAUGAACAGAUGGCUGAGUCGUCUCAACAUGGCCGCUGUGGGCUACGCUGAGCGCGAGAGGAUGCGUCAGGAGCAGGCAGAUUACUGGAGUGAGAGCGAGCAUGAGGAUGACACCACCUCCAGCCCCAAACAGGACAGUCCCCCACCUCCGUACGAUACCUACCCACGGCCUCCAUCCAUGAGUGCCUACUUGGAAGGCCGAACCACUCGACUGUCCUCCACUGAGACGUCUCGCUCACGCUCCUCCCAGGAGGAUUUCCUGUGUGGCGAGCCACCUGCCGUGGCCGCCGAGCCGCAGUACCAUCCUGGUCCUCUAGGGGGAGGCACCACGCACAGCGGGAGAAAACCAGGGGGCAGCAACAGCAGCGACGUGCAAUACAGAUGUGAUCCUGUAGAGUACCGUUCCAGUCCUGCAGGGGGCAGCAGCGAGACGGGCUCCCCGGGACGCUCGUCGUCGUCUCAGAGACGUUCUUGGCAGGACCUGAUUGAGACGCCGCUGACCGAGGCCGGACUGCACUACUUACAAACCGGACCAUUAGAGGAUGCAGUGUUUGCUGAGCCCGGUCCUGGAGGUGGGACCAUGACGGCCGGUGCCGUUUACACUCUCCCCGCACAGAGGAAUGUCCCGUUGCCCAUGGCGAUGCAGAGGCUGAUUCCUAUGGCAACCCAGGGAGGGAAACCCCGCAGCUUCACGCUGCCAAGAGACAGCAACCUACACACACUCCUGACGCCUCCUGCGAAAGAAGUGCAUCAAACGCACAAUGGUGGCAGUGAAGGUGCGUCCCUCGGCGACCUGUUUCGGGCCUGCGAGCAGGGCGGGGUUUGCCCUUUAGGUCGCGGCUCAGAGGCCAAAGGUCAGUCGGAGUUCAGGCAGUCGUUCCUCAGACGGGCCGCCGACCCUCAGCUCAACGAUCGUCUGCAUCGCCUGCGGAUUCUGACCUCCACGCUGAAGGAUGUCCCGCCCCUGGACGCAGACCUCCCAUCGGGAUGUUCAAAUUAGCCUGAAGGACGAGGAGAAGAGCCAAUGAGGGACUUUCAUCACUCAAACACACUCAGUUUCCUGUCAGUGUGUGUGUGCGUGCGUGUGAGCACGGCUGCUGUUUCCUCAGAAUGCCUUGUUUUGAUUAUGACCAAUGUUUCCUGGUUCUCAUCAUGUCCCUAAAAGAGACGUCUGUCUUUUUAAAACUGACACACACACACACACACACACACACACACACACACACACACACACACACAGGCCUGCUAACUUGAUGUUCUACUGCUGCGUGCCCUGACAUCUUUGUAUUAGACGUGUUUUGUAUGCUACUGUUCUGUAAUGUAUUGUAUAUAUGCUGACAUUGUACAGCUGUACAGACUGAGUGUGUGCUGUGUGAUGCUGGAUAUUGUUCUACCAGAGAGUUUUAUUUAUUUUUUUCUAGAGAUUAAGGUAUAAAGCUCAGAGAGGACGUUCUGGAAGGAGUCGCCUCAUUCACAGCAUGUUUGCUAAGAUUUGUAAUUAUUGUGAUGUCGCUUGGGCUGGGAUUGUUGCCUGUCUUUACGCUUAGCGUGCUCCAGCUUAGCAUGGAAGGGUUAGUGAGC